AUGGACGCGUAUGUUGAGGGGCUUACUCCUGGCGAGGCACAAGAUAUUAAAGAUGCCUUCCACCUGUUUGAUAAGAAUGGAGACAAGAAGAUAAGCAAAGACGAGUUGGGACCAGUCCUACGUGCUCUCGGUCAAAAUCCCACAAAGAAAAACAUAGACUUGUAUAUGGAGCAAGCAGACAUAGACGCUUCCGGCUAUCUCUGCUACGAUGAGUUCGUCAAGUUGGUGGAGAAAGACAUCAUUUCGCCUCAGGAGGUGGAGGUGCAGCUCAAACAGGCGUUCCUGGUGUUUGACAAGGAUAAAAAUGAACUGCUGGAUAAAAAAGAGCUCUUCAAUGUCCUCACGAGGAUGGGUGAGGUGUUGACAGUGUCGGAAGCAGAACAGAUACUACAACUGGCAGACCGAAACGGGGACGGCAAACUAGAUGUUAGAGAAUUCACGCAGUUUCUGUGCGAGCGGAUCUAA
Messenger RNA from Haliotis rubra (blacklip abalone), 465 nucleotides. Its product is annotated as neo-calmodulin-like. Gene Ontology annotation, molecular function: calcium ion binding; enzyme regulator activity. The coding region runs from base 1 to 465 and encodes 154 amino acids. Lineage: Eukaryota; Metazoa; Mollusca; Gastropoda; Lepetellida; Haliotidae. The record is from RefSeq and is a predicted model, not a curated record. The transcript is spliced from 6 exons.